AUGCCCAUGGAACAGCACAGGGAUGCAGCGCAGGAAGUCUACCGCUUCCUCGAGGCCUCAUGGCAGGGGGCCAUCCGGGUGGGCCAAACCACCGUCCGGGUGAGCCGAACUACCAUCCGGACCGCGCGGCGCCUGCACGCCGUGCUGACCGAGACCCACGGGGCCACCGACGACCUCGCCAGCUGGGAAGUCGCCCUCCGCACCUCGCUGCAAGAGGCAGGGCGGCUGGGUCGGGUCGCCCUCUAUCGCGCACACCAGAUCCGCCUCGCGCUGGCCCAGAACCCGCCGCAGCCCACCGACGAAAGGUGGGAGAUGGUCAGCGAGGGCGACGCGACCAGCAGCGUGGGUGAUGCGGCCGAGCUCGACGAUCGUUGGGACGAUAACGGCGCGCUCUUCGACGACGAGCCCCUCGCCGGCGGCUACACCCUGGCGGACCUGCUGUCCGACUCCGACAGCGACUCCGCCGGCGACGGUCACCCCUCUUCCUGCUCCUCCUCCUCCUCUUCCCUUCUGCCCCUCGUCAACGGUCCAUCGUGGCCGUUGCCUGCCCCCCAAGCCUCCGUAUGGCGUGGCGCCUCACUACACCGCUGGCGCAACUCCUCCGCCGCGGGCGCCGCCAGACCCUCAGCAACGCCCGAACCCGCACCGCACGCGCCCCACCCCCACGGCCACCAGUCCGACGACCGCGGCACGCCGUCCACGGCGCACAACCAGCCGCCGCCCGCGCCCACGGCAGCGCGUCAAACCACACCACCGUCGCCGCCGUCACAGCAGCCGGCCCCGCGGCAGACCCCACCACCCGCAGCAUCCACAACGUCUGCCAUUACCGACGGAGACGCCGCCCCGGCCGGCCGGCCACCCACCAACCCCCGCGCCUACGACGACGAGUGCGUCUCGCCAGCACCGGCCUCGGGACAAGGCAGCGGCGGCGGCGGUCCAUCAUCAGCACCCACAACCGGGCCACAACCGCCGUCGUCCACGCGGCCGCCUUCGAUCCGCGACAGGCUGGUGCCGACACGGAUUCGCGAGGCCAGGUCCCGGGAAGGGAAAGGGGCAGGGGCAGGGGCAGAGGCAGGCGGGCCGAGCCGCGCACGCUCUGGAUCGGGAUCGUCGGGACAGACGCCCGCGCCCGCGUGGACGCCAGAGGCGGGGUAUGACCGGGUCGAUGGCGAGGUGAGGGCGAGGAUUGCGGAUGUCGUGCGGCGGGCGCGUCGUGGUGGUGGUGGGGAGUAG
This is a messenger RNA of Chaetomium globosum CBS 148.51, 1233 nucleotides long. RefSeq lists its product as uncharacterized. NCBI's taxonomy places the organism in Eukaryota, Fungi, Ascomycota, Sordariomycetes, Sordariales, Chaetomiaceae. The transcript has a single exon. Bases 1 to 1233 code for a protein of 410 amino acids. The record is from RefSeq and is a predicted model, not a curated record.